Molecule: messenger RNA, 282 nt
Organism: Staurois parvus
Lineage: Eukaryota; Metazoa; Chordata; Amphibia; Anura; Ranidae
Source: the annotation of a GenBank genome assembly
ACUUGCGCUUUGUGAUUGGUCCGGCGGCUUCUGGGAUCUGUCAUGUGUCCCAGGUACCGCCUUACCAUUCACAAAAAGCACCGCUUCUUGCGCAUGCGCACUUGGCACCCGGCUGUCAAGCCCAGCGCCGACACUACAGAAGCCGGGAAGACAGCGUGCCGCUGGAUAGAGGAACAGGUAAGGUCGUGCUGCAGAGCUGAGCGGCCAGCCCGGUAUUCUGACACGGAGGCGGUGGAAAUACCGGACCGGCCGCUCCAUAUUCGCUCCAUAAGACGCACUAAC